AUGGACGAGCGAGCGAUUCAUGCAAACGAGCAUGCUGCAAGGGCAAAGGCAACUAGACACCUCCCUCUGAUCUCGGCCUCGCAUCAUCGUGCACUCUUGCUCCUGCUGUCCACUGAAGCAAAUGACGUCCUCCUGACACCACAACAGCGCAGGAACGCCAGGACCCUGCAGGAACACUAUCAUCGACAGUACCUCGAGACUUGCGUCCACAGGGACCCUCUUGCUGCCCCGUCUUCGACAGUCUCCACUACGAGUACUACUGCAGCUGCUGCGAGUGGAGGUGUGAGUAUGGCUGGCAGGAGAAUUGUCGACCGUGUCAACCACAAAGUCAACUUGACGCUAAACAAGAAAUUUGCCAAUCGGCGAUUUACCUCGGCCGUGGACCCAAACGAUCGCAACAUGUUUGAUUAUACCAUGUGCCUUGAGGAUCUUGCAGCUCUGACCUGUCAGCCAGAACUGGAUAUACCGCCAAUGCCGGAGUCACUCAAAUCCCUACAGGAUCGGUCGAACCAGUACAAAGAGGAGGAGGUCAAGGCAGCAGCAGCGGCAGAGGAGUCAGCUAGGUUAGCAGCAGAGGCUGAGGCUGCCGCUUUGGCAAAGGAAACUAGAGCCAAAGAGGAAGCUGCAGCAGCAGCGGCGGCAACAGCGGCUCAGGAAGCGCUCCAACAGGAAGCCGCAGCCACCAAAAACGCAAGGACAGGAUCAACUACCCCACCCGACGUCAUCAUGCGGCCUAUUAACGAUGGCAAGAAUGGCUCCAUCAAAUCUCAUCCGCACGAUUCUGCUGUUACUCCCCUGUCAAGGACACAAAGGAAUCAACCCGCUGCUCCAACGAUACCAGUACCGAGUACAUCCAGGGCAAAAUAUGCGGCUUACGGUGACGACGAAGAUGACGACGACCGAAGCGAUCCUGUCCCUGUUCCUGAUUACCGACCUGUCGCGAAUAGUUUUUCGAAUGGGAUCGAUCGCCACAGCAAGAAACGGACAUGGAAUGAUCGAUCAGAUGCAACAGAAAACGCCAGCAAGCCAGCACAGUUCAUCACAGCGAAGGAGCAACUGGCUAUUGAAGAGCAGUUGCAGGAAGAAAAGAAGGCAAACCAUUACAUGAAUCGCGGAGGAUUCACCAGUCCGGCGAACAACCCUUAUACGGUGUUAAAUAACAACAACAUGAACGGGAACAACUACUCGAACGGCAACACCAACUCCGGGAGCACCUCCAAUGCGGCGACCUUGAAGUCCAAGAUGCUGGGAACCAAGCGACCGAAAUUCAAGUCGCCGAUUAAUAGGACCAACAGCGCCGAGAACAACGAUGAGGGUACCAAAACGACCAAGCCUGCAGACGGGGCCGAGGAGCUUAUAGACGACAGGCUGAAGAAUAUUGACCCCAAGAUGAUCGAGUCCAUCAAGAACGAGAUCAUGGAGUCGUAUGCUGCUGUCACCUGGGAGGACAUUUCCGGAUUGGAACACGCCAAAAAGACCAUCAAGGAGACUAUCACAUGGCCAAUGCUCCGGCCCGAGAUCUUUACUGGCCUCCGACGCCCUCCAAAGGGACUUUUGCUGUUUGGUCCGCCAGGUACAGGAAAGACGAUGAUUGGCAAGUGCAUCGCCAGUCAGUCCAAGGCUACGUUCUUUAGCAUCAGCUCGUCUUCAUUGACCUCGAAAUGGGUCGGUGAUGGAGAGAAGAUGGUGAGGGCGCUUUUUGCAGUUGCGCGGUGUCAUCAACCUGCGGUUAUCUUUAUGGACGAGAUUGACUCGCUUCUGACCCAGCGCACCGACGGUGAGGUCGAGGCUUCAAGGAGGAUCAAGACAGAGUUUUUGGUGCAGUUUGAUGGCGUCGGAGUAGGUGGAGAGGAGGAUCGGAUCUUGAUUGUGGGUGCGACGAACCGACCGCAGGAGAUUGACGAAGCGGCGCGACGUCGGUUCCAAAAACGAUUGUACAUCCCUCUUCCCGAGUACGAGGGCCGCAUGGGGUUGAUAAACAAGCUUUUGGAGUCCCAACCGCAUGAGCUGAACGAGGAUCACAUUAAGGAUAUCUGCGAACGCACUGCAGGGUAUUCGGGAUCGGAUAUGACGGGUCUCUGUCGAGAAGCAGCUCUGGGACCUGUGCGGGCGAUUCAAGGAGAUAUUUUGGAUAUUGGGCUUGAUGAUUUGAGGCCGAUCAACCAUGGCGAUUUCUUGGAGGCGUUGUCGCAAGUGAGGGCUAGUGUCAGCGACCGCGAUUUGGAUCUUUAUAAGGAGUGGGACCAGGAAUAUGGUUCUAUGGCCAAAGGUUCCUAG
Messenger RNA from Linnemannia hyalina, 2277 nucleotides. The record is from the annotation of a GenBank genome assembly. Lineage: Eukaryota; Fungi; Mortierellomycota; Mortierellomycetes; Mortierellales; Mortierellaceae.